AUGUCAAACGUGAGGUUGCCUGAUGGCCGCCAGACUAUGCAAGUUGGGAAUGAUGAUGAAUGUAUGCAGGCUUGCUUGUACACCUGCUCUUGCACUGCCUAUUUUUAUAAUGGCACUGGUUGCACUGUAUGGUAUGGUGAUUUGCUUAAUCUCCAAGAUCAAUAUGAGGGAUCAGAUGGAGGAACUCUCUACCUCCGUCUAGCUGCUUCCGAGCUUCCAAAUCAUCAUAAGAACGGAAGUGUUUCCGGCCUUGUUGCCGGUGUGGUAGCUGCAUCUUUGGUUUGUUUCGGGAUCAUUUACGUGCGACCAAGAACUUCUCCGACAAACUGGGCGCCGGGAGCUUUGGUUCUGUUUCUAAAGGUGCAUUACCGAUUCAAUCGCUAUUCUUUGUCAAGAAACUUGAAGGACUUCGUCAAGGUGAGAAGCAAUUCGGAGCGGAGCGUCUUAGACUGGUCCACUCGUUAUCGAAUUGCACUUGGAAUUGCCAGAGGAUUAGAUCGCUUGGCGGGGGAGUUCGAUCAUGUGUUAACCAGCAUGAGAGGAACUAUUGGGUAUCUGGCGCCGGAAUGGAUUACAGGAUUAGCAAUCACACCAAAGACUGAUGUUUAUAGCUUUGGUAUGAUGCUAUUGGAAAUAAUAUCAGGAAAGAGAAACACAGAGCAAUUAGCAGAGAGUGGUGAGUCUGGUGACUAUUAUUUCCCUGCUGUGGCAGCAGUGAAUGUGAGAGAAGAUACGAUUCAAUGCUUGUUGGAUGAUAGAUUGCAGGGAAACGCCAACAUGGAUGAACUAAUCAUAGCUUGUAGAGUUACUUGCUGGUGCGUUCAAGGUUUGGAAAGCCAAAGGCCAACAAUGGGGUUGGUUGUUCGGAUGCUUGAAGGACUUACGGAGCCAAUCAACUUCCAUGUCUUCCGGAUCAAAUCUUCUGAAGAUGGUCGGUCAAUUUGGUAUCUUGGUGUGCGCUCUGGAGGUGGUCUGCAUCCCUGGUUUCUCACCGCCUACUCUCUCUGGGAACUCUGCUCUAUUUCGGCAAACAAGGAGGAGAAGAAGAUGGACGCCGGGAGAUAG
This is a messenger RNA of Dioscorea cayenensis subsp. rotundata (Guinea yam), 1065 nucleotides long. RefSeq names its product G-type lectin S-receptor-like serine/threonine-protein kinase At2g19130. Gene Ontology annotation, molecular function: protein kinase activity; ATP binding. Bases 1 to 1065 code for a protein of 354 amino acids. Lineage: Eukaryota; Viridiplantae; Streptophyta; Magnoliopsida; Dioscoreales; Dioscoreaceae. The record is from RefSeq and is a predicted model, not a curated record. Gene Ontology annotation, biological process: protein phosphorylation. The transcript has 5 exons.